AUGCAAUUCUCGCCAAGUUGCACCUUCGCUGCACCUCUUCUUUAAACGCAUUUCUCCAAACCCUAAUUCUCUUCCUUCUCUCUUCAAUUUUUUUUAAUUUUAUUUUAGCCCAAAUCUCAGAUCAGAUCUGCAUGGUUGUGGGUUAUUCCGGUGCAUAGAUUGUGAUUUUUUUCAAUUAUUUUUUCUGUUGUUUGUUUGGGUUUUGAAUAUUAAAGCUUUUUCUUCUGAAGGUGCGGGAUUAGAGAGAAAAGUAGUAGGGUAAAGAAAGCGGAGGGAUCAUACCAAUAUCAAUAGAUCUACUACUGCAUCUUUUGAGGGGGUAGCCGGGGCCUCGGCCUCGGCGGGUUUUAAAGCCCCCAUCUUUACAAACUCAAGAGAACAAAACCAUUCAUUUCUAACCGACACUUAAAUUAAGAAAAUAGAAAACCUUACCUUAACCUAACUUUUUCAGAUCGCAGCGCACGGAAUAGAAGGAUGUCUUCCCUGGCUUGUUGCGUAGAUUCUGCCCUUGCGCCUCCUGGCUACGCUUCCAACCCGGGGGAUAACACCUCCUUCUUUCCGUCGCCGGUCGCCUUUUCCGGCGUACCUCCAGCACCGCCUCCAACCACCACCACCACCAAUUGGUCACCUUCCCUCUCCGCCGCGCUUUACAAGCUUGACGGAUGGGGUGCUCCAUAUUUUUCUGUCAACUCCUCCGGCAACAUUUCUGUCCACCCGUACGGUGCGGAGACCCUGCCCCACCAAGAAAUCGAUCUCAUGAAAAUCGUCAAGAAAGUCUCGGAUCCUAAAUCCCUUGGCGGACUUGGGUUGCAGUUGCCGCUUAUUGUUCGCUUACCCGACAUUCUCAAGAACCGGCUCGAGUCUCUCCAAUCAGCUUUCAAUUUCGCUAUUCAGUCUCAGGGCUAUGAUUCUCAUUACCAAGGUGUUUAUCCGGUCAAAUGUAACCAGGACCGUUUUGUUGUUGAAGAUAUUGUUAGAUUCGGAUCUCCAUUCCGAUUCGGGUUAGAAGCCGGGUCGAAACCGGAGCUUCUUUUGGCUAUGAGCUGUUUGUGCAAAGGAAGCCCUGAUGCGCUUCUUGUUUGUAAUGGGUUUAAAGACGGAGAGUAUAUCUCUUUAGCUUUAUUAGCUAGAAAGCUCGCUUUGAAUACUGUGAUUGUGCUCGAACAAGAAGAAGAGCUUGAUUUGGUUAUUGGCUUAAGCAAAAAGAUGUCAGUUCGGCCUGUGAUUGGAGUUCGUGCAAAGUUAAGAACACGGCACUCGGGUCAUUUCGGGUCAACUUCGGGUGAGAAAGGUAAAUUCGGGCUAACAACGAUCCAGAUUUUACGGGUCGUGAAGAAACUCGAAGAAGCCGGAAUGCUUGAUUGUCUUCAAUUGCUGCAUUUUCAUAUUGGAUCUCAAAUUCCUUCAACAUCUUUACUUGCUGAUGGUGUAGGUGAGGCUGCUCAGAUCUAUUGUGAAUUGGUCCGUUUGGGUGCUAACAUGCAAGUCAUUGAUAUUGGAGGUGGACUGGGUAUUGAUUAUGAUGGAUCCAAAUCUGGUAAUUCGGAUCUUUCUGUGGCUUAUGGGCUUGAAGAGUAUGCUUUAGCUGUCGUUCAAGCUGUUAAAUUUGUGUGUGAUCGUAAGAAUAUUAAACAUCCUGUGAUUGCAAGUGAGAGUGGCCGUGCUAUUGUUUCUCAUCAUUCUGUUCUAAUAUUUGAGGCUGUAUCUUCGUCUGUGGUGUCUAGUGCUGCAGCUUCAAUGACUUCAGCUGGGUUUCAGUAUCUAAUGGAGGGGCUUGCGGAGGAAGCUAUUUCGGAUUAUAGGAAUUUAACAGCUGCAGCUGUGAGAGGUGAGUAUGAUACUUGCUUGCUUUAUGCUGACCAAUUGAAACAAAGAUGUGUUGAUCAGUUUAAAGAAGGUAGUAUCGGUAUGGAACAGUUAGCUGCUGUUGAUGGCUUGUGUGAGUUAGUUGGUAAAGCAAUAGGAUUAUCGGAGCCAACUCGUACUUACCAUGUUAAUCUAUCAGUUUUUACUUCAAUUCCUGAUUUCUGGGGGAUUGACCAGUUGUUUCCGAUAGUCCCGAUUCAUCGAUUGGACGAGAGGCCACUCGUUAGAGGGAUUUUGUCUGAUUUAACAUGUGACAGUGAUGGGAAGAUUGAUAAAUUUAUUGGGGGUGAGUCUAGUUUGCCACUUCAUGAAAUUGAGGGAGGUGGUGGUAGGCGGUACUACCUGGGGAUGUUUUUGGGCGGGGCUUAUGAGGAGGCGCUCGGUGGAGUUCACAACCUGUUCGGUGGCCCCAGCGUUGUGCGGGUUUCGCAGAGUGAUGGACCACAAAGCUUUGCAGUGACUCGCGCCGUUCCGGGCCCGUCUUGUAGUGAUGUUCUCCGGGUUAUGCAGCACGAGCCUGAGCUCAUGUUCCAGACCCUCAAGCAUCGGGCCGAAGAAUUUUGCCAUCAUGAUGAAGACAGUGAUGACGGUGAGAGUGAUCAUGGAAUAGGCAAUGGUGCUUUAGCUAGCAGCCUUGCUCAGUCCUUCCACAACAUGCCUUAUCUGGUGGCUACUUCAUGUUCAUUGACUGCUUUGAAUAAUGGUGGUUUCUACUACUGCAAUGAAGAUGCUACUGAUUCUGCUGCUGGUGAGGAAGAGCAGUGGUCCUACUGCUGUGCUUGAGAUAUUAGCGUCCCCACCAACUCUUAUUACAUAUGUAGUUGGUUGGUUUGUGCUAGAGGUCGUCGUGUUUAACUUUGUUUGUUUUCUUAUUAAUGUUGAUUCUCAAUUUACAUUUUUAUCUUUCUAUCUUAAGAGCAAAAGAUACAGUCUUUUGCAUUUUGUGGUUGAAAGAGGGGAUGGGUAAACCGAAUAAUCCAUCCUUUUGUACAUUCGGGAUCUUGUUCCCUCUUUUUUAUUGUCUCUUUUUAGUAGAUUUUUCCAAGAAGUGUUUAGUUCUAUUUCA
Messenger RNA from Ricinus communis (castor bean), 2932 nucleotides. Its product is annotated as arginine decarboxylase. The transcript has a single exon. Gene Ontology annotation, biological process: spermidine biosynthetic process; L-arginine catabolic process. Bases 475 to 2649 code for a protein of 724 amino acids. The record is from RefSeq and is a predicted model, not a curated record. Gene Ontology annotation, molecular function: arginine decarboxylase activity. Lineage: Eukaryota; Viridiplantae; Streptophyta; Magnoliopsida; Malpighiales; Euphorbiaceae.